This is a messenger RNA of Fulvia fulva, 1155 nucleotides long. RefSeq lists its product as uncharacterized. Gene Ontology annotation, molecular function: protein binding. Lineage: Eukaryota; Fungi; Ascomycota; Dothideomycetes; Mycosphaerellales; Mycosphaerellaceae. The record is from RefSeq and is a predicted model, not a curated record. The transcript has a single exon. The coding region runs from base 1 to 1155 and encodes 384 amino acids.
AUGUCGCUUCUUGCCGAGGCCACCACAAAUGCUGACAUUUAUAGUAAACCCAGAGACCUCAUCAUCAACUGCGGUAACACAUGCUUCCACGUCAAUCGCGCGGUGGUAUGCGCCAAGUCCAGCGUUCUGGGAACACUGUGUGGUGAAGAAGCACCACAUACCAUGAUCACGAUUCCUCCCGUCGACGCCGAUUCCUUCGAGGCCAUCCUCUACUACAUCUACACUGGCGACUAUGAGUUGGAGGGAGAGGGGGCUGGGGAUAUUGGUAAGUAUCUCACCCUCAGCACGAUGGGCCAGGCUGCUGAAGAUGCAGUCCGGCGGUUUGCUGAUACCCCUUUCGCGGUAGCGACAACACCGCUCGAGGACCUCUACAAGCACGCCUACAUCUUCGCCCUAGGCGACCACUACCAGAUCAACAGCCUGAAGCUCAAAGCCACGGAGAAGUUCCAGGCCGCCCGGAAGCAACAUCACAGCAUCUCACCAACCGACUUCCUAGAGAUCGCCAGCACGAUUCUCACCAGCCACGGCCUCGACCUGCAGCUUCUACGCACCGAGCUGAUCGCCAUGAUGACCGACAAUCUCCACCUGGCACAAGACGAAGACUUCGUGAAAGCGGUUUCCACACAUCCAGUCUUCCAGCCCUUCAUCGCGCCGCUCAUCUCCGCCUUAGCAGCGCGCUCAGCACUCCCAGCGGCCAACUCAAAUGCCCAGACACUCGACUCUCCGCGAGAUGACGCACAGCUCGACGCGCUCAUCUCCUCACACGAAGAACAGGUCGCCGCGCUGCGCUCCUCCCACAAGGCCGCUACCGAGGCCCUCACACGCUCGCACGAGGCUCAACUCAUCCACCUGGCCCGGGCGCACGACGACGCAAUGGAGGAAACGCGCCUCUCACACCACCACACCAGGCAAGCGACGAUUAAGGAGUACGAGUACGAUAUCAGUGACAUGGCAAAGAAGCACACUACCGAUAUGCAGAUCUUGCGGGCUUCGUUCCCCACACGGAAGAAGGUUGGGGAGGACAUGAAUAGACUGGCGAGACAGAUCGAGGCUUGUAGACAUUGUGGGAAGAGGCCGUUUGUGUAUCGUAUUGAGUGGCAGAGUAUUGGGUUUCUGGCGAGGUGUACGCAGUGUGGGACGAAGCAUGGGCUUUGA